CAGGUUUACAGUUGGAAAUCAAAAUGUCAACCUCUGGUGUUUUCAGAUCACAUAAGUAGAUAACAAUGGUGAAGGCUGUCGUAGUUCUUAACAGCAGCGAGGGUGUGAGUGGCACUGUCAGCUUCACUCAGGAGGGAGAUGGUCCAACAACCGUGACUGGAAACGUUUCUGGUCUUAAGCCUGGACUCCAUGGCUUUCACGUGCAUGCCCUUGGUGACACCACCAAUGGUUGCAUGUCAACUGGACCUCACUUCAAUCCUGCUGGCAAAGAGCAUGGUGCUCCUGAAGAUGAUAAUCGCCAUGCUGGUGACCUUGGGAACAUCACAGUUGGAGAAGAUGGUAAGAGUUCAAGUUCCUAGUCUUCACAUUUAUUGGCAUUUAUUUAUCAUGGAUUAUAGCAUAU
Messenger RNA from Salvia miltiorrhiza (redroot sage), 403 nucleotides. Its product is annotated as superoxide dismutase [Cu-Zn]-like. Gene Ontology annotation, biological process: removal of superoxide radicals. Lineage: Eukaryota; Viridiplantae; Streptophyta; Magnoliopsida; Lamiales; Lamiaceae. The coding region runs from base 66 to 359 and encodes 97 amino acids. The transcript has 4 exons. Gene Ontology annotation, molecular function: copper ion binding; superoxide dismutase activity. The record is from RefSeq and is a predicted model, not a curated record.